Cuscuta europaea is the source of this 4922-nucleotide messenger RNA. The record is from the annotation of a GenBank genome assembly. NCBI's taxonomy places the organism in Eukaryota, Viridiplantae, Streptophyta, Magnoliopsida, Solanales, Convolvulaceae.
UAAAGGUAGUAGCUACUGUAUUCGUGUGUACUAGAAGUACAACUCAAUACAUAUGACUGAUAUGAGUCGUCUCCACAACUCAAUACAUAUGAGUUGCGAAUUUUGAUUUUUGGAUUUUUGGGUUUUUGAUUUUUUUUGUUAAUAACAAAAACGAAGUGCACAAAAAAGCCUACCAAGUCCCAUGGCACCCACACUCCAUACUUCUCUCCCAUUCCUUUUAUGUCGCUUUGCAUAUAUGGAUCAUUUAUACUCAUCAAUCAAUAACAGGGCCAUCUCAGCUUCUUCAUUCCCAUACGCCCAUAACUUCUUCCUCCGUCUGUUUUUUAUUUCGGCUUUGCACAGCACACUAAUCAAGAAACACCCACCCACCCCAUCCCUCGCCUGGCCCUUGCAAACCCACAUCAUCAUUUUUCUCAAUGAGCGUGAUCUGUAGAUAUUGAUGUCGACCCGCACACGCAAACUCGUCAUGUAUAUAAACUCACCCUCUUCUUGUGCAGCCGCGACUUCACUCCUACGAGCUUCAUCUUCCGCCUUGUGCCGCCCCCGUCUUUUCACCUCAGCUUCCCCGCUUCAUAGAGCCGCCCGGAACCACCCGUCUCCUUUGUUUCGCCAGCAGCAGCAUCGGUCGCUGAGCUUCUCGUCCGCUCUACGGUCGAUCCGUUCCUCCGGUUGGAGUCACGGCAUCGGUUGGAAGUCCCCUGCUAGCCUCUCUGCCCAGAUCAGGGUCGCCGCCCCCAUUCUCAGCGAGUUCCAUCGGAAGAUUGCUACUAUGGCAUCUGAGAAUCCGUUCAAAGGCAUCCUUACCAGUCUCCCCAAGCCAGGAGGUGGUGAAUUCGGAAAGUUUUACAGCCUGCCUGCUCUCAAUGAUCCACGGAUAGAUAAGCUGCCCUACUCUAUUAGGAUACUUCUUGAAUCUGCAAUUCGUAAUUGUGACAACUUUCAAGUGAAGAAGGAAGAUGUCGAAAAAAUAAUUGACUGGGAAAGCUCUGCUCCUAAGCUGGUUGAGAUUCCAUUCAAGCCAGCCCGUGUGCUAUUGCAAGACUUUACUGGUGUCCCGGCAGUGGUAGACCUAGCUUGUAUGCGUGAUGCUAUGAACAAUCUUGGAAGUGAUUCUGACAAGAUCAAUCCCCUGGUCCCUGUAGACCUAGUUAUUGAUCAUUCUGUUCAAGUUGAUGUUGCAAGGACAGAAAAUGCAGUACAGGCUAAUAUGCAGCUUGAGUUCCAGAGAAACAAGGAAAGGUUUGCGUUUCUUAAAUGGGGGUCUAAUGCUUUCCGCAACAUGCUUGUUGUUCCUCCUGGUUCAGGAAUUGUACAUCAGGUGAACUUAGAGUAUCUUGGACGGGUUGUGUUCAACACUGAUGGCAUACUUUAUCCUGAUAGUGUGGUGGGAACCGAUUCCCAUACCACCAUGAUUGAUGGUCUUGGAGUUGCUGGCUGGGGUGUUGGGGGUAUUGAAGCAGAAGCAGCAAUGCUUGGUCAGCCAAUGAGUAUGGUCUUGCCUGGAGUUGUUGGUUUCCAGUUAACUGGGAAGUUGCGCAAUGGUGUCACAGCCACAGAUUUAGUUUUAACCGUAACCCAAAUGCUCAGGAAGCACGGAGUUGUUGGAAAGUUUGUUGAAUUCCAUGGUGAUGGUGUCGGUCAAUUAUCAUUAGCUGACAGAGCAACUAUUGCUAACAUGUCUCCUGAAUAUGGUGCAACUAUGGGAUUCUUCCCUGUAGAUAAUGUUACAUUGCAAUAUCUCAAAUUGACUGGGAGAAGUGAUGAGACUGUUGCCAUGAUUGAGGCGUAUCUUCGUGCAAACAAUAUGUUUGUUGACUAUAAUGAGCCUCAACAGGAAAGAGCGUAUUCAUCAUCAUUGCAACUAGACCUUGAAGGUGUUGAACCAUGUUUGUCAGGGCCAAAAAGACCACAUGAUCGUGUGCCUCUCAAGGAGAUGAAGUCUGACUGGCAUUCCUGCCUUGAUAACAAAGUGGGAUUCAAGGGUUUCGCUGUGCCAAAAGAGGCACAGGAAAAGGUGGCAAAAUUUUCUUUCCAUGGUCAGCCUGCGGAGCUGAAACAUGGCAGCAUUGUAAUUGCUGCCAUCACAAGUUGCACUAAUACAUCGAAUCCAAGUGUUAUGCUAGGAGCUGGACUUGUGGCUAAAAAGGCCUCUGAGUUGGGUCUACAUGUAAAACCAUGGAUAAAAACCAGUCUUGCCCCAGGAUCUGGAGUUGUGACAAAAUAUUUACUCCAAAGUGGGCUGCAGGAGUAUUUAAAUAAGCAAGGUUUUAAUAUUGUUGGAUAUGGGUGCACAACAUGUAUUGGCAAUUCUGGUGAUUUAGAUGAAUCAGUUGGUUCUGCCAUAUCUGAAAACGACAUUGUUGCGGCUGCUGUACUUUCUGGAAACCGUAAUUUUGAGGGUCGUGUUCAUCCCUUAACACGAGCGAACUACCUUGCUUCUCCUCCUUUGGUGGUCGCCUACGCACUUGCUGGCACAGUUGAUAUUGAUUUUGAGAAAGAGCCCAUUGGAGUUGGGAAGGACGGUAAGAAUGUUUAUUUCAGGGAUAUAUGGCCAUCAACGGAGGAAAUUGCAGAGGCUGUUCAAUCAAGUGUAUUGCCAGAUAUGUUUAAGAGUACCUAUAAAGCCAUUACUAAAGGUAACCCGAUGUGGAAUGAGUUGUCAAUCGCAGAGGCCAAAUUGUACUCGUGGGACCCAACCUCUACAUAUAUUCAUGAGCCACCAUAUUUCAAAGGAAUGACCAUGGACCCACCAGGGCCACAUGGUGUGAAGGAUGCCUAUUGCUUGUUGAAUUUCGGGGACAGUAUAACCACAGAUCACAUCUCACCUGCUGGAAACAUUCACAAGGACAGUCCGGCUGCCAAGUUCCUCCUGGAGCGUGGGGUGGAUCGCAAGGACUUCAACUCUUAUGGCAGUCGGCGUGGCAAUGAUGAAAUUAUGGCAAGGGGUACUUUCGCCAAUAUCCGUCUGGUAAACAAACUGCUGAAUGGAGAAGUUGGCCCCAAGACUAUUCAUAUCCCCACGGGCGAGAAACUCUCUGUGUUCGAUGCUGCUAUGAGGUACAAGUCUGCUGGGCAGGCUACCAUAAUAUUGGCGGGAGCAGAGUAUGGAAGUGGAAGUUCCAGAGAUUGGGCUGCCAAGGGACCAAUGUUGUUGGGAGUAAAAGCUGUGAUCGCCAAAAGCUUUGAGAGGAUACACCGGAGUAACUUGGUAGGGAUGGGUAUUAUUCCUUUAUGUUUCAAGGCUGGAGAGGAUGCCGAGACGCUGGGAUUGACUGGGCAGGAGCGUUACUCUAUUGAUCUCCCCAGCAAUAUCAGUGACAUACGUCCUGGUCAGGAUGUCACUGUUCAAACUGACAUCGGCAAAUCUUUCACCUGCACAGCGCGGUUUGAUACUGAGGUGGAGUUGGCAUAUUUCAAUCAUGGAGGUAUUCUGCCGUAUGUUAUUCGUCAGUUGACUAAGCAAUGAAUGAGCUACCCUACGUACAUCUGUUGGAGCGAGAAGCUCAACCGGGAAAAGAAUAAAUUUGAUUAAUUGUCUCAAUUAUUGCUAAUUAAAUGGGCUCGCAUGUAUGGUGCUGGACCACCUAUGAACAAUUAUGUCUCAAUUAUUUCAAUAUAUAUAUAUAUAUAUAUAUAUAUAUAUAUAUAUAUAUAUAUAUAUAUAUAUAUAUAUAUAUAUAUAUAUAUAUAUAUAUAUAUAUAUAUAUAUAUAUAUAUAUAUAUAUAUAUAUAUAUAUAUAUAUAUAUAUAUAUAUAUAUUUGAAGGAUUUUGACAUUUCGUUCAAGUCCUUUUUCUUGGGAAGUAAAUUAAUAUUUUAUGCAUAUGCGAUCAUCAUCGUAAUGGGAAUGCGACAACAAUUUUUCGAACAUCUCCCUCUCUUGUAUGAUUGAAUGGUCAUUCUAUUUACAUAAUACUUUGUAAUUUUAUUCAUUAAAUAUUUAAAUUGAUUGGAACAGAUGAUGAUGAAAACAAAAUUUGCUCUUAACAAGAGUAAAACAUGAUAUUUCAAAAUAUAACAAUAUAAUUUCAGGACGAGGUCUUAUAAUUCAACAUUUCAACCACAGCAGUCAUGUCAGGUCUUAUUAAUAAGUGGUUGUAUACAAAAUGCUAAUACACAUCGAUAAUUAGUGGUUGUCCGUUAAGCUUUUAAGAAGCCUCUACAAGUCCUCCUGUAUACUGGCAAGAGCGGGUGUGGAUGCCGUAGGUAUGAAAUCCACACCGUUGGAUGCUGAAAAAGGUUCAUCAUCAGGAACCAUUCUUCUCUUUAUACUCCCUAACCUGAUGAUGGUUUCAGACAGAAGAAGAGCAUCCUGGGAGGAGGAGAGCAAUGGUUCUCCUCCCUCCAAGAUUUGGCGCAACUCGUCCCGCUUCAUGAUGACUGUAAUCCUCACACCCCCUUGUCUGCUCCUUUCCGCUUCUUCAUCGCACUCGUCAAGCUUAAACCUGACUGUCUUUUUAUGUUUCCUCUCUUUCCUGGGCGGUUGUAUUCUGCUCUCGUCUUCUCUUGGAGUCUCGCUUGUCUUCUCUUGAAGUGCCUUUCUCGCCAAGCAGUUUCCCAUGUGUAGUGGUAGUAGUACUACUGGACGUUCAAGAACGGAAUUUAAGCAACUAUCAAAAGCGUGUAUAUAUAGAGAGACGGGAGGGGGAGAGACAGUGGACAGGAGGGAGACUUAAUCUGAAAGUAAUGAUAAUAAGAAGUAUGUGAAUUCAUUGAUCCAUUCAGACCAAAUUAAGGGCGGCAAUUGUACGUUGCUUUUACUUUUGCAUCCAGCAAUCAAUGAUGAUUGAACCACUCUAUGGGUUGGCAAUUUGGCAAUGGCCAUUGCAGCACUUUGGUUCAAACCAUUCUAUUAUACGAUAAGUCAGGGCCGAUCCUAAGAUUUUUUUGGUCUGAAUCGAAUGGUUUAAAAAGACCCUUAAG